Molecule: messenger RNA, 450 nt
Organism: Sapajus apella (tufted capuchin)
Lineage: Eukaryota; Metazoa; Chordata; Mammalia; Primates; Cebidae
Product: myomegalin-like
Exons: 4
Coding region: 57-338 (93 amino acids)
Source: RefSeq, a predicted model, not a curated record
AAUACAGUGGCAGGGCUGGAAAAGAACUGAGUAAUGCCAAAGAGGAACUUGAACUCAUGGCUAAAAAAGAAAGAGAAAGUCAGUUGGAACUUUCUGCUCUACAGCCCAUGAUGGCUGUGCAAGAAGAAGAGCUGCAGGUGCAAGAGGAAGAGCUGCAGGUGCAGGAAGAAGAGCUUCAGGUGCAGGCUGCUGAUAUGGAGCCUCUGACCAGGAAAAUGCAGACUAAAGAAGACCUCAUAAAGGACCUGCAAAUACAACUGAUUUUCCUGAAGACAUACCAGCUGUGGAAUGCCUUACCCAGGAAGUAUUACUUCUUUGGGAAAAAGUUGCUUCAGUAGAAUCCCAGGAUCAAGAAAUACCAGGAAACCAAAGACAACAGGUAAGUUAUUGGAAUAUAGAUUCACUCACACGCACACACACACACACUCUCUCUCUCUCUCUCUGUCUCUC